Paramisgurnus dabryanus is the source of this 1124-nucleotide messenger RNA. RefSeq lists its product as uncharacterized. Gene Ontology annotation, biological process: response to bacterium. The record is from RefSeq and is a predicted model, not a curated record. Lineage: Eukaryota; Metazoa; Chordata; Actinopteri; Cypriniformes; Cobitidae.
UUUCACUCUAUGUGUACAAAUAUUAACAAGUUUACGUUUUACAAAAAUUCCUAGCACUGAAAUUACAAACACAAUUUUUUUGUGUACUCAGUACUUAAUAUGUUCACACCAACAUCAUCACAUAUAAACAUAACCAAAGCAAUACAACCAGCAGGUUAAAGAAAUCAACUUUAAAGUGGGUCUUUAUGCAUAAAGGCCUCCCACCACAGUGAACCAAUCAGGGCAGAUCUGGCAUCCGCUCUAAAGACCCUCAGUCUGAUCAGAGUCACUUACAAUUGAGAUGGAGCCGAAAAGAUUUACCAUCAGCAUCACACUUGUGUAUGUUUUGUUCUUUGCACAUCAGAAAGUCUUUGGGAUAGAAGUAAAGAUCAGAGUUAAACCAGGAGACAAUGUCACUCUUUAUUGUGAUUGUGUCAUACCACUUGGUUCACACAUCUUUUGGAUGAGAAACAGCUCAUAUGGAAAUCAAUCAUCUCUUUUAUUAAGUGCUGAAGAGUUGUUCAACGAGAACCUUCCUCGUUUUAAUUUUGUGCCAAACAGCUCCAGUAACUCUUAUGAUCUACAUAUUAAGAACAUCAGUGUGGAUGAUGAGGGGAUCUAUUACUGUGCAAAAGCAGAAAGAAAUAUUGCAACCGUACAUGGCAUGCUCGAGUAUCAGUAUGGAAACAGAAGAACUCAUCUAACCGUUUUUGACAGACUAUCUACUUCUACUGAGACUCCCAGUCCCACUCCACAAUAUGACCACCACCUCAAAAUGAUGCCGUUAUGGAUGCCGCCGGUCAUUCUGUGUCUUGUGUGUGUUCUCAUCUGUCUAUGCUGCCUUUAUCGUAGAAAGAAAAAAACAGAUUUUGGAGCUAGAAUGCUGACUAAGAGCAGACAUGAUGAGGGAGAACGUGAAGUGUAUUACGCCUCAUUGAACAGGACUUCCCUACAACAAAAACAGCUGAGGGAUAAGCGAUUGUCAAAUUCUGACUUUAGCACUUAUUCUCAGCUCAGAAUCAAAUAAAGAAUAUCCUACUCUGAAUAUUUUUGUGAUUGAAUGCGAUUAUAAUGUACAAUCAUCACAUAAUGUCUGCACUACCUGCUAAAAUAUGUCAGAAAAAAUGGUCACACAAUGGUCCCGU